Molecule: messenger RNA, 1779 nt
Organism: Populus nigra (black poplar)
Lineage: Eukaryota; Viridiplantae; Streptophyta; Magnoliopsida; Malpighiales; Salicaceae
Product: BTB/POZ and TAZ domain-containing protein 3-like
Exons: 8
Coding region: 396-1619 (407 amino acids)
Molecular function (GO): protein binding
Source: RefSeq, a predicted model, not a curated record
CAUUUGUGCCUCUUGUUUUAGGCACACGUCUCUUCUAUGCUCUCUGCUUCGUUCCUCCCUGUCCACUUAUUCCUGUGCCAACACUGUACCCCUUUUAGCUCCUUCUCUGUUCCUUUCUGUCUCUAUCAGCUCACUAUACUAUUAAGAAAAAAACCCACUUCUUCUAUAAGCAAAUUUCAUUUCUUUUAUGCCCACAUGAUCAAGAAGGCAUCAUUCAGGUGCUUUGGUGAAACGGUGGUAGUGUAUAUAUAAGUAUUAUACAGUAAAACUUUGCAGUAGAUCAGCGAAUCUUCCAGCUUUAAAGAGCUGGAGUGCUUUAAAGCAGGGUUGAAUGAACACUGAAAAGAUCUUCUAGCAAGACUUUACUUUUACACAGCAGAAACCACAGAUCACUUAUGGCUUCACCGGAUGUCGAUUCUCCUUGGCUCUGUGCUGCUAGUGAAUCUCUUGGUGGAUGUUUCAAUACACAGAUUGAGGAGGUCAAAUCAACCAAUGUCUUAAAUGUGCUGGAAGCUCCCACAUCUUCUGUGUAUGAUACCCGUAACAUCCCCAAGCCGCCACCUUAUCCUAAUACAACAUCUAAAACAACCAGCCAUUGUAAGAGGAUCUCAGCGAGUUGCUCUGUUCCAAAGGAAACAAAAGAUACAUGGGACAGGCUAUUCAAGGAAGCAUACGGUUCGGAUGUCUACAUUAUCACAGAGAGCAACUCGUAUAUUCCAGCUCAUUGCAAUGUUUUGAGUACUGUGUCGCCCGUGCUUGGGACUAUCCUGCAGCGGUCAAAAGUUAAAAAUGGAAUUAGAUACAUCAGCAUUCUUGGUGUACUUUGUGAAGCUGUCCAUGUGUUCAUUCGGUUUUUGUACUCAUCCUGCUAUGAAGAGGAUGAGAUGAAAAAGUUUGUUCUCCAUCUGUUGGUUUUAUCACACUCAUACUCUGUCCCGUCACUGAAAAGAGUUUGUAUAGACCUUCUGGAGCAGGAUUGUCUGACCAGAGAAAAUGUGAUAGACGUGCUUCAGUUGGCAAGGAGCUGCGAUGCGCCACGACUCUCCUUAAUUUGUGUUCGUAUGGUUGUGAAGGACUUGAAAUCUGUAUCAUCAACUGAAGGCUGGAAAGUUAUGAGGCGAGCUAACCCUGCCCUUGAACAAGAGCUUGUAGAAUCUGUUGUCGAAGCAGAUUCGAGAAAACAAGAGAGGCUGAGGAAAAUAGAAGAGAGAAAAGUAUACUUGCAACUGUAUGAAGCAAUGGAGGCCCUCCUUCACAUAUGCAGGGAUGGGUGUAGGACAAUUGGACCUAGUGAUAAAAUGCUGAAAGGAAGCCAAGUUGCCUGCAACUUUCCUGCCUGCAAAGCACUUGAGUCCUUAGUUCGUCAUUUCUCCAAAUGCAAGUCUCGGGUCCCAGGUGGUUGCAUUCACUGCAAACGCAUGUGGCAGCUUCUCGAACUACAUUCUCGUAUGUGCGAUGAGCCUGAUUCCUGCAAGGUUCCGCUUUGCAGGCAUUUCAAGGAAAAAAUGCAGCAGCAAACAAAGAAAGAAGAAGCUAAGUGGAAACUGCUGGUCAGCAAAGUAAUAGCAGCCAAGAACGCCUUGGGGCCAUUCUCAGCUCGGCGUAUAGAUUUAUUCUGACCCCGUUACUUCUUUUAACCUUGUAUCUUCAUGCCAUCAACACACCCAGGCCAUUGUUUUGUAUAAUGUAAUGGCAACUGUAAGAUAGAAACAAUAAUCGGCAAAGUGGUCGACAAUGUUUCUUGUACAAACUUUGUAUCUUCAUUACACCUUGCUCGAA